Molecule: messenger RNA, 1486 nt
Organism: Pecten maximus
Lineage: Eukaryota; Metazoa; Mollusca; Bivalvia; Pectinida; Pectinidae
Product: lactadherin-like
Exons: 5
Coding region: 1-741 (246 amino acids)
Source: RefSeq, a predicted model, not a curated record
AUGACUACACAAUUCCGACCCUCUGCUCCAUGUAACUCAGACCUUGUGACUGGUCCUUUCGGAGUAGAAGACUACGCCCUCACGGCACCAUUGCCUUACCACUCUGACUCACGAUGCCAUCCAAAGUAUGCCAGACUGUCUUCUCCGUACGCCCAUGGUUUUAUGGGUUCCUACCUGCAGGUCAGACUGAGAAAACCAUCGAUGAUAACUGGAUUUGUGAUCCAGGGAAGAUCUGGAUUAGGUCUAUACGUUAAAACUUACAGUGUUCAAUACAGCGACACUGGUACCAAGUGGAGGGAGGUCAAGGACAUCAACGGCAACGUUAAAGUAUUUACCGGCAACAAGGACCAAUGGGGCCUUUCGAAAUCAAUCCUUGAUUCCCCAAUCAUUGCUUAUUUUAUCCGUGUGAUCCCAAUGACUUGGUCAACCUAUGCAGCAUUUCGAUUUGAAAUUAUUGGGUGUCCAAUUCUGCAUCAAGGAAACCAGACAUGCUGGAAGGUAAACAACGUGACAGGAAUCCCAACUUUCGACAUCUUUAGUACAACAAAGACCAACCUAGGCGAGUGUGGUAAGGAAUGUCACGGACGAGACAAGUGCCACGGUUUCACCUUCAACCACGAUUCUGGUCUAUGUCAAGGUCACAGCCACACCAACUACCUGAAUGUUACCAUACAUCAAGUAGCAGGAGCUUGGGGAAGUGACUAUUCACUUCUGUUUGUGAAACAGGAAGCGUGCCCGUGAGGUUCUCUUCUUUCUCAAGAAUAUAUGUUUUAUUUUCUGAAUUAUUUCUUCAACUGCCCGACUACUUACUUAAAGUUUCGUCUCUAUGUGUCGAACUGAACUCUGUAUAAUUAGAUAUUGCUGCUUUUUGCAUGAAAUUGAAAUAAGGAGUUAUCAUUAUUACAUUCUUACGGCUCAUCAAAACUGAAAACGUCAUUUGGUUGGACCAACAAAUUGUUAGCAAAAGUGGUUAUGAAACGAAACAACUCCAUCAAACGAAAUACGUAAAACAUUUAUUUGAUAUAGCUAAAAUAAUCAUUAUUGCUAUGUUAAAUCUAAAUCUUGUGUUACAAACAGUUUUAAGAUACUGUAUCAUAUAAAAACGUUCAUUGUGCCUAAAUUUUCGUCGAUUUCGUUGUUUUUAUGGAACCACGAAUCCAAAUAUAACGAAUAUUGUUAUAUGCAUCAAUGUUCGAUAUUGCUGCAUGUCACGAAAGUUUGUAACCACGAAAUAAUUUUAAAGCACCAAACCGCGAAUGAAAAUAACACAAGCAUUUCAUAAUUUACGGUAAUUCAAGAACCUGUAUGUUAACAGUUUCGAAAAGAAGCUUUAUACACUCUAAUACGCUGCUAUUAAAACUAUGUCUGGUGAGGUUUGAGAUAAUUGUACACAAUAAGGUAAGGAUCGUCUUGCAGCUAGGAUAAUAACAGUUCUUCGUUCCAGGGAUUACAUUAUAAAGUUGUUUCAUGCCUUGUUAGGCCACAA